Molecule: messenger RNA, 1123 nt
Organism: Zingiber officinale
Lineage: Eukaryota; Viridiplantae; Streptophyta; Magnoliopsida; Zingiberales; Zingiberaceae
Product: protein SLOW GREEN 1, chloroplastic-like
Exons: 1
Coding region: 25-882 (285 amino acids)
Molecular function (GO): protein binding
Source: RefSeq, a predicted model, not a curated record
CGAAACUCUAGACCUCAUCUCGCCAUGGAAGCGACCCUUGCCGCCUCCGUCCCCAUCCAUGGCGGCCGAUCCUCACUCUCUCGGCAUCGUAUCUCGAUGAAGCCCCAUUUCUAUUCCCCGAAAACCCUCCUCCGCUUCCCGGCUUCCAGGCUUUCAAGGGCCACCAUGGCAGUUUCCUCCACCGAGUCGAACCCACUCCGCGCCGCGGCCUCCGGCGCCGUCGUCCUCGCCGCCCUUCUCUCCGCCGCAUUCCGUCCUCCUCUCGCCCGCGCGGAUCCCUCCGCGGCUACUCCUCCGGCGGUCGAGGUGCCCGCGGACACCGAAUCGGACCCCUCCGUCGCCUCUCAGCUUCUCCGCUCUCUCCUUUUUCGAAAGCUCGAAUCCGGGGACGACUCAGAGGCCCUCGCCGCCAUCGGCCAGCUCAUCUCCGCCCAUCCGGACGAAACGGAGUGGAAACUCCUGGCCGCUCGGCUUUUCCGCGAGACGGGCGAGGUCGCAGAGUCCCGCCGUCUGCACGAGGAGAUCCUCGCCGUCGAUCCGCUCUCAUUUGAGGCUCUCUUCGAGAACGCGGUCCUCUUGGACCGGUGCGGAGAAGGGGACGCGGCGAUCGAGCGACUGGAACAGGAAUUGUACCUCGCGAAGGAAGAGCAGCCGGAGAAGGUGGCCAGGGGCGCGCGGCUCAUCAUGGCCCAAAUGGAAUUCUUGCAGAAGAAACCGGAGGCGGCGCUGUCGAGCUACGAGGAGUUGGCCAAGGAGGAUCCCGACGACUACAGGCCGUACUUCUGCCAGGGAGUGAUCUGUAGCUCGUUGAACCGUAAUGAAGAGGCAAGGGAGAAGUUCUCCAAGUACCAUGAACUUCUUUCACUUAGGAAAUUAAAUUGAGGUGGAUGAAUGGAUGAAUGGAUUGUUGCAGACGCUUGAAGGUUGAUAGAUUCACUGAAGCACAGCCGAGGUACAAGUUUUGUAAGUCGAAGUUAAAAUGAAUUAUUAAAUCGCGAAACAAAUGUUUAAGUUCUUGAAUUUAGUUCCUUUAAAUAUUAUCAGCAGAUUAUGUGUAAGGUGACGUUUGAUCUCUCUUAUGAAUCGAAAUGAGAAUGUGUAUCAUAGUAUUAUGGAAUAUGAA